CCACACACAUUGUGAGCUCAGCAGCUUCCAACUCCUGUAUCCCUUUAGAGGCCAACAUGCAGCGCUUUGUAAACCCGCUUCUCAGGCACACAAUUACUAGGGGAUGCUUUGAUGAUGCUUCAAAGACACAGUGCUUGCAGUAUUUAAGAGCUCUGAAGGCGCUGCAGCGUGAUGGUUUCAACACUAUCUUCUUAGGGGAAACAGAUAUUUCAGAAAGUCUUAUAACAGGAGAAAAAAUAGCUGAGGAGGGCAGGCUACGUUGGCCAGUAUGGACAGUUGUUCAUGCCGGCAGCAGCCAAGGGUGGGUGCCAUGGAAUUACAAACUGCUGUUAAGAAAUGAACUGUUCAGUCAAAAUCAGAAUGGUGUCUUUCAGGAGCUUUGUGAUUCUCUGACCACGUGCUAUGGGAAAUGCGUAAUUGUGACAAGAGAUAAAAGGCAGCUGAUAGCUCUAGGGGCAAAGAGCAACAAGGAGCAGGAGACGGGAUUGCUGACUUCAGUCCCACCAGUAACCUACAUGUCCAGCAUCAAGUGUUGCCCUGAGACUGCUAGAGCCAAUGGCCAUGAGCUUCUUUCUGUGCCUCCGUCUUACACCUACCUCUAUCCAAUGGAUGUUGCCUGGUCUUCUCUGAAAUGGUUUAUUAUAAACAACAGGAAGGACUUUGCCCUGAGGUCUGUUGACUAUACCCACUCCUACAGAUGUAUCCUCUUCAGUGAUCUGAUCAUUAAAGGAAUAGAGAAGAUGACCCCAAACAAAUGGAAGAUAGUGAUUAACAGAGUGAAGAAAUGGGAAAACUACUACCUUGACUCACUUUCUUAAAUGGUUCUGCCUAUUUUCAGGCCUCAGAUGUGCUUUGAUACUGGUUCCUGCUCUGGUGAUCCCUUUUGUUCAAAGGAUUUAAACUUUAAAAGCAAUAUCAAUUGUACCAAUAAAAGAGAUCGUUUUAAAUAUGAA
Molecule: messenger RNA, 953 nt
Organism: Coturnix japonica (Japanese quail)
Lineage: Eukaryota; Metazoa; Chordata; Aves; Galliformes; Phasianidae
Gene: C1H21orf140
Product: chromosome 1 C21orf140 homolog
Source: RefSeq, a predicted model, not a curated record